This is a messenger RNA of Salmo salar (Atlantic salmon), 2269 nucleotides long. Its product is annotated as protein lifeguard 1. Gene Ontology annotation, biological process: negative regulation of apoptotic signaling pathway. Gene Ontology annotation, cellular component: Golgi apparatus; endoplasmic reticulum; membrane. NCBI's taxonomy places the organism in Eukaryota, Metazoa, Chordata, Actinopteri, Salmoniformes, Salmonidae. The record is from RefSeq and is a predicted model, not a curated record.
CUGUAUGAAAUCCCACAAACAGCAGCACAUGACGUCAGGUACUGUAGCGCUCACUGUUGCGGGAAAGGCUGUUCACCGAUGACUGGACAUUUACAUCAGAUGAAAUAGCUGGGUUUCGAAAGCGAAACGUCAAGUCAACGGGGUUUUGCAGUGGCUAAUAUAUUACACUGUUUAAGAAGGGUCCUGGCAAAGUUGUGCAGACUCAGGACAAUGGAGCUUUGGAGGAAUACGCAGAUUUAAAGAGGAGCCGCUAGUGAGAGAAACAGACCAUGUCUCAGGACAAGAACAGCUACCCCGGGGUCAUGGGGGAGAACAACCCCCUCCACAACAACGUGUACGGACCGCCCCAGCCCGGGUUCGGGAUAGCCCCUCCCAACUACACCCCGGCUCCUGUGCAAGCUCCAUACCCCGGCCAGCCUGCAGCCUAUGGCCAGCCUACACCAUACGAUCAACCUGCACCCUAUGGUCAACCUGCACCCUAUGGUCAGCCCGGGUUUCCUCAGGGAGGCCCCGGGUUUGGACAGGGACCCUACCCUCAGAUGCCCUAUCCCCAGGGCCCCUACCCCACAGUGCCCUACCAGCAACCUGCACAGCCAGGGUUCCCUGGUGACCCCAACACUUCCGCGGGUGACGGUUACCAUGGGGACGUGCCGCCAUCUUACUACGACAACGAGGAGUUUACCAACUCUGGCUUUGAGGACAAGAGCAUCCGACAGGCGUUUAUCAGAAAGGUGUUCCUGGUGCUGACCGUUCAGCUUAUGGUCACCUUCUCCUUCGUGGCCGUCUUUACCUUUGUGGACGAUGCCAAAUUGUUUGUGCGGCGUAACCCCUGGACGUACUACGUGUCCUACGCCAUCUUCUUUGUGUCUCUCAUCACCCUCAGCUGCUGUGGAGAGUUCCGGCGCAAACACCCCUGGAACCUGAUAGCAUUGUCCAUCCUGACCCUGAGUUUGUCCUACAUGGUGGGGAUGAUCGCCAGCUUCUACGACACGGAGACUGUCAUCAUGGCUGUGGGCAUCACCGCUGUGGUCUGCUUCACCGUGGUCCUCUUCUCACUACAGAGCAAGUAUGACUUCACUUCCUGCCGCGGCGUUCUGUUCGUGUGUUUGAUCGUCCUGCUGCUCUUCUCCAUCCUCUGCAUCUUCAUCCGCCACAGGAUCCUCCACAUCGUCUACGCCUCCCUGGGAGCCCUGCUCUUCACCUGCUUCUUGGCCGUGGACACCCAGCUCCUCCUGGGCAACAAGAAGCUGGCUCUGAGUCCAGAAGAGUACAUCUUUGCCGCCCUCAACCUCUACACAGACAUCAUCAACAUCUUCCUCUACAUCCUGGCUAUCGUGGGCCGUUCCCGUGAGUGAUGGAGCGGCGCCCUCUAGAGGAAAGGGAGAGGAAGGCAGCCAGGAGGAUUGAAUGAUGCUCUUUUCCCCUCGCUGUCUUUUUGUAUGAUUUGUUCCACUUUUUGAGGUUCCCUCCAGUUUGUCUGUUACACCUCCCCGCCUUCAUCCCACCUCCUUCAGGAGACGAAUUGGGUGACAGAAAAAAGGGUUCUGUCACCUAUUGCAGCAGGCCUGCCAUAGAGUGCAGCAAAGAAGGGCACACUUUUGAAGUUAUUUAUUUAAAGUUCUAUGUAAGUAUGUUAUAAGUUAUUCCUUUUUUUUUACAUUCCUUGUUUGUUUUUAUGUAUUCUGCUUGUUCUGUCCUCCUUGGCAAUCUGCUUCUACUUACAGAGAUAUGGUAUCUAACUAGUCCAUCACUACAAAUUCUAUAGAACUCUCCUGUCCUCUGCGAUUUUGGCGGUCUUCCUUGCCUUGUAGAUUAAGCACUGUAGAGAGAGAGAGUGGUAUGCUAUCUGAUGGAGAGAGCCAGGCUGUGAUGCAGGCCAGCGCUUUUUAAGGAAGAAACCUUUCCUGCUAUAUUCUCCCCCUCUGGUGUUCCCUCGUUUUCCUGCCAAUGUAAAUUAACUCUGCAUGGCACCUGAAACAGCUGAGAUGAGCUGAAUAGAUUCAUAAAAACCCUCCAGAGGGAUACCUCUCCUAGCCUGCUUGUUACGUAGCUGUACAUAGUUCUGUGUGAAAUGUAUAUGACGCUUAGUUCCCUAACCAGCUUUCUCUAGGCAUGCCCGGGGAGUGUAUGGCUGUGAUGCUCACUCUAUCUAUCUAUCUAUCUAUCUAUCUAUCUAUCUAUCUAUCUAUCUAUCUAUCUAUCUAUCUAUCUAUCUAUCUAUCUAUCUAUCUAUCUAUCUAUCUAUCUAUCUAUCUAUCUAUCUAUCUAU